AUGGAAAAGAAGAGAAAUUCAGUUUUGUUAGGAAAAAGUGGUUAUAAUCUUUUGGUUUUGGUUUUGGUUUUGGCUUCAGCAAACCUUUCAAAUGCCUCAAGUGUUUUCCCUGGAUUGAUAAAGUGGCAUGUGUACGUUAGGAAUGAGUUGAAGAACGAGGAAAGUUUAUUGGUUCAUUGCCAAUCAAAAGAUGAUGAUUUGGGUAGCCAUAAACUUUUUGAAGGUGGGAAUUUCACUUGGAGUUUUAGGACAGAUUUCUUACACUCCACUCUAUUUUGGUGCCAUGUGAAAAAGGACAAUAACAACAACAACAAUGGUUGUGACAGAACUGCCUCAUUUGACGUGUUUUGGUACGACGAACAUCUUUUUCAGAAGUGUCAUUGGAAGAAUUGCCUUUGGAGAGUUAGGGAUGAUGGUAUUUACUUAACAGCUUUAUAUGAAACUCAAACUCAGCAGUUCUACUAUCACUGGGGUGCUACCAGACUUCCCUGA
Messenger RNA from Vigna radiata var. radiata (mung bean), 492 nucleotides. Its product is annotated as S-protein homolog 1-like. The coding region runs from base 1 to 492 and encodes 163 amino acids. The transcript has a single exon. The record is from RefSeq and is a predicted model, not a curated record. NCBI's taxonomy places the organism in Eukaryota, Viridiplantae, Streptophyta, Magnoliopsida, Fabales, Fabaceae.